Molecule: messenger RNA, 3398 nt
Organism: Odocoileus virginianus texanus
Lineage: Eukaryota; Metazoa; Chordata; Mammalia; Artiodactyla; Cervidae
Gene: SPAST
Product: spastin
Cellular component (GO): microtubule cytoskeleton
Molecular function (GO): ATP binding; microtubule severing ATPase activity; ATP hydrolysis activity
Source: RefSeq, a predicted model, not a curated record
CUGCGCUUGCGCUCCCGGCCGCCGCUCUGAGCUACCGAGCGGCCGAGAGGACAGAGAGAGGGAGGGGCAGGAGCCACCGACCGGCGGAGGAGGAGAAGGGGUUGUGCUCCCGGACGUGUGAGGAGAAAGGGGCGGGGCCGGCGAGCAGCGCGCGGAGGUGCACUGCUCCUGGGACCGGGGGGCGCGCGGGGGUCUGUGGCCCUUGCCGUCCCAGUGGCCGCCGCCGUCGCUUGGCCGCCGUCGGUCUGCGGGAGGCGGGUUAUGGCGGCGGCGGCAGUGGGAGCUGUGAAUGAAUUCUCCGGGUGGACGAGGGAAGAAGAAAGGCUCCGGCGGCCCCAGCAGCCCGGUGCCUCCCAGGCCUCCGCCCCCCUGCCUGGCCCGCUCCCGUCCCGCCCCCAAGCCGGCCCCUCCGCCCCAAUCGCCGCAUAAGCGGAACCUGUACUACUUCUCCUACCCGCUAUUCGUAGGCUUCGCGCUGCUGCGUCUGGUCGCCUUCCACCUGGGGCUCCUCUUCGUGUGGCUCUGCCAGCGCUUCUCCCGCGCCCUCAUGGCCGCCAAGAGGAGCUCCGGGGCCGCGCCGGCCUCGGCCUCGCCCCCGGCACCGGUGCCAGGCGGGGAGGCCGAGCGCGUCCGAGCGUUCCACAAACAGGCCUUCGAGUACAUCUCCGUCGCCCUGCGCAUCGAUGAGGACGAGAAAGUAGGACAAAAGGACCAGGCUGUGGAAUGGUAUAAGAAAGGUAUUGAAGAACUAGAAAAAGGAAUAGCUGUCGUAGUUACAGGACAAGGCGAACAGUGUGAAAGAGCUAGACGCCUUCAAGCUAAAAUGAUGACUAAUUUAGUUAUGGCCAAGGACCGUUUACAACUAUUAGAGAAGCUGCAACCAAGUUUGCAAUUUUCCAAGUCACAAACGGACGUCUAUAAUGACAGUACUAACUUGACAUGCCGUAAUGGACAUCUCCAGUCAGAAAGUGGAGCUGUUCCAAAAAGAAAAGAUCCGUUAACACAUGCUAGUAAUUCACUGCCUCGCUCAAAAACAGUUAUGAAAACUGGACCCACAGGUCUUUCAGGCCACCAUAGAGCACCUAGUUGCAGUGGUUUAUCCAUGGUUUCCGGAGUGAGACAAGGACCUGGUUCUGCAGCUGCCACGCACAAGAGUACACCAAAAACAAGUAGAACAAAUAAACCUUCUACCCCUACAACUGCUGCUCGUAAAAAGAAAGACUUGAAGAAUUUUAGGAAUGUGGACAGCAACCUUGCUAACCUUAUAAUGAAUGAAAUUGUGGACAAUGGAACAGCUGUUAAAUUUGAUGAUAUAGCUGGUCAAGAGCUGGCAAAACAAGCAUUGCAAGAAAUUGUUAUUCUUCCUUCUCUGAGGCCUGAGUUGUUCACAGGGCUUAGGGCUCCUGCCAGAGGCUUGUUACUCUUUGGUCCACCUGGAAAUGGGAAAACAAUGCUGGCUAAAGCAGUAGCUGCAGAAUCUAAUGCAACCUUCUUUAAUAUAAGUGCUGCAAGUUUAACUUCAAAAUAUGUGGGCGAAGGAGAGAAGUUGGUGAGAGCUCUUUUUGCCGUGGCUCGAGAACUUCAGCCUUCCAUAAUUUUUAUAGAUGAAGUUGAUAGCCUUUUGUGUGAAAGAAGAGAAGGAGAACAUGAUGCUAGCAGACGUCUAAAAACUGAAUUUCUAAUAGAAUUUGAUGGUGUACAGUCUGCUGGAGAUGACAGAGUGCUUGUAAUGGGUGCAACUAACAGGCCGCAAGAGCUUGAUGAAGCUGUCCUCAGGCGUUUUACCAAACGGGUUUAUGUGUCUUUGCCAAAUGAGGAGACACGACUACUUUUAUUAAAAAAUCUACUAUGUAAACAAGGAAGCCCAUUGACCCAAAAAGAACUAGCUCAACUUGCUAGAAUGACCGAUGGAUACUCAGGCAGUGACCUAACAGCUUUGGCAAAGGAUGCAGCACUGGGUCCUAUCAGAGAACUGAAACCAGAACAAGUGAAGAAUAUGUCUGCCAGUGAGAUGAGAAAUAUUCGAUUAUCUGACUUCACCGAAUCCUUAAAAAAGAUAAAACGCAGUGUGAGCCCUCAAACCUUAGAAGCAUACAUACGUUGGAACAAGGACUUUGGAGAUACCACUGUGUAAGCCUGCAGAAUGUUUACUUUUCAAGAGAAAAACAUAACAUCUUCGAUGAAUAGUUUUAUCAGCUACGGAAAUUCAGCCUAAGUUUACAGGACUUUUCAGAGUCUUAUAAUUACUUGUGCACCCCAGAAGAUGAACCAUAAAAUAAAUUUAAAUAAAGUAUACAAUGCAAAUGGAAUAUUUUUGUUUAAGGCCUUCUUGCCUUGAUGGUCAUGGAUACCCAAUGGGCACUGUAAGUCAAAACACAACAAAAACGGAAUCUGGUCUUCUUUACCAACAUAAUCGUAAUGUAAAUAGUAAUUUGUAUAUUAUGUUGCAGAUGAAAGUAUUCCAGAGACAGUGAAUGGUAGAAGACACGAGAGCCUCUAGUGGUUUGUCUUCUGACAUCUUUUCUUAAGAUAGGCAUUUUUCCUGUUUUCAUUUCCUACUGUUGUCUUUACUCUGGGUGAUUGGAAUGUCGAACACUGUUUCUUUUUUUUUUUCUUUUUACAAAUUGUGUGCCAAAUGAAACUUUUUCCUAUGUAACAGUAGUAGGAAAAAGAAUUUUGAAGGUUUUUUUCUUCUUCAUACAUCUACAGACAUUAAAGAUGUUUUCUUUUCACUUUUUAUUUUUUUCUACUACCUUUCUACCAAACAAUUUGGAAAGCAAUACGAUAGUAACAAAACAAAACAAAUCUAGUGAAAGGAGAAGGAGAAAUUUUGAAGUUUUCAGAUACUCUGUCAUACAACAUGUAGACCCGUCCUCCUGUGACCUGUAGUAUUUUUUUUCUAAUAUGUUUGUCAGAGAUCUAUUGUAGACUGUUAACUUAUUCCUAAUGGAAUUUAUUUUCUGCUAGAAUUAUUCUAAUAUUUAAGAAAGCCAAUUUUAACCACUGUGAAAGUGGUUCCUGUGCAAGAGGAGGGAAAUACUGGGAACGAAGACAUUUCUAAUUUAUUGCUUAUUACUUUCUUACUGUUUACAGGAUAAUUACAAGCCAGUGGAUCUACCAUGUUUUAUUAAUCCUUCAAUGAAACUUUAAAAAAUUACUGAAUUUUUAUACAUUGCAUACAUUUUAUAGGUUUCUUGUGCUCACUUUGUUAACUAAAAAGUUUUAGUCUGUUAAUCUGCCUUUUGUUCCCCAAAAAUGUACAGUAAUUCCAUUUCUUGUUUGUAUGUGUGGGUUUUUGUUAUAAAAAUGUCCUUGUAGGAAGUAGAGACUCAUAUCAUGGCCUUCUAAAUAUUGUAAUAAAGGCAAAUGGAUAUUUGCCAUUAGUUUACUGGUUAAAA